Leishmania mexicana MHOM/GT/2001/U1103 is the source of this 1209-nucleotide messenger RNA. RefSeq names its product ethanolamine-phosphate cytidylyltransferase,putative. The record is from RefSeq and is a predicted model, not a curated record. Gene Ontology annotation, biological process: phosphatidylethanolamine biosynthetic process. The transcript has a single exon. The coding region runs from base 1 to 1209 and encodes 402 amino acids. Gene Ontology annotation, molecular function: ethanolamine-phosphate cytidylyltransferase activity. Lineage: Eukaryota; Euglenozoa; Kinetoplastea; Trypanosomatida; Trypanosomatidae. Gene Ontology annotation, cellular component: cytoplasm.
AUGCCCACCGUUCCUUCGUCAGCUCCGUCGUCUGCCUCCGCGCCCACGGUGGAGGUGCCACCGGGCAAAGUGUGGCUGAACGCCGACGAGCCGAAUGAUGCGUACUCUCUGUUCUGCACCGAGGCAAUCCCGCCGAAGGUGCCAGGCACAGUUCGCAUUUGGGUGGACGGCUGCUUUGACAUGCUCCACUUUGGGCACGCGAAUGCACUGCGGCAGGCACGUCGACUCGGGUGCGAGCUCUUUGUCGGGUGCCACAGCGAUGAGGAGGUGAUGCGCUUCAAGGGGCCGCCGAUCAUGCAUGCCGAGGAGCGCUAUGAGGCGCUGCGGGCGUGCAAAUGGGUCGACUACGUGGUCGAGAACUAUCCCUACUGCACACGACUCAAGGAUGUCGAGCGGUUCGAGAUCGACUACGUCGUCCACGGUGACGACAUCUCCGUCGACUUGAAUGGCCGCAACUCGUACCAGGAGAUCAUCGAUGCCGGCAAGUUCAAGGUGGUGAAGCGCACCGAGGGCAUCUCCACGACAAACCUGGUGGGGCGCAUGCUCCUGUGCACCAAGAACCACAUGCUCAAGUCAGUGGACGAGGUGCAGCUGGAGAGCUCCCUGUUCGAGCACAGCCCCACUAUGCACUGCCUGACUACGUCCCGCAAGAUUGUGCAGUUCAGCAACAACUCGAGCCCCAAGUCAGGCGACCGUAUUGUCUACGUGGACGGCAGUUUUGAUCUCUUUCACAUUGGCCACAUCCGCGUUUUGCGGAAGGCGCGCGGCCUUGGCGACUAUCUCAUUGCCGGCGUGUAUGAGGAUCAGGUGGUGAAUGAGCACAAAGGCAAGAACUACCCAAUCAUGAACCUCAACGAGCGUGUGCUCGGCGUCCUGUCGUGCCGUUACGUUGACGAAGUGGUGAUGGGCGUACCGUUUGACGUCAGCAAGGAUGUGAUUGACAGCCUCCACAUUGACGUGGUCGUAGGCGGCAAGUUCUCGGACCUGGUGGUAGAGGGUGGAGAGAGCACAGGGUACGAGGUGCCCAAGGCGAUGGGCAUCUACCACGAAGUGGACUCGGGCUGCACCCUCUCGACGGACUCCCUUAUCGACCGCGUCGUCGAUAACCGCCUCGCCUUUCUGAAACGUCAGGCGGACAAGCGGAUGAAAGACAAGAAGAGUCAGGAGGUAAAGCCGGACGAGUACCGCGGUGUGCGGGAGGUGAACUAG